UGGAGGUUGGAGGUUGGGAGUUGGGGGUUGAGUUCAGAAGCCCAUUCUCUAGAGCUCCCGAAGUUUCUGGGAAGAAAGGAGGGUGACAACACUAAGAUGCAUACAUGGAGGCAGUGGUGGUGGUCCAGAGGGGUAACCAGGCAGCAAAAGAGGGAGAGCAGACUGUAUGAUGAAGUAUGUGGGCUGUGUAGAUAGUAGGAAAAAUCCUGAGCAUUCAGACACAUGGGUUCUAGUCCCACCAAUUCUGUAACCCUGGGCAAAGUCAGUUCCUUAUCUGUCAAAUUAGGAGAUGGGACAUUCAGCUCUGACAUUGUGUUUUCUGGACCUUUCCAGUUUUGACAUUCUUUAUUCAAUGAUGCUUUUCAGCUCCAAUAGUUUAUGUUCUCAUAGUUCUAUUCUAAAGUCCUUCCUUGUUCUCACAGUCUAUGUAUGUUCUAAUAUUCUGUGUUAUAAGAAUAUCAUUCAUAAGUUCCAAGAGCCUAUUAAUGCAAGACUCUAGGACUUUGUGAAAGGGGGUUUCUUGGGGGUACUACUCUGAAUCAGCAGAGGGGGGAGAUCCAUCCCCAGAUAUUGCCCUAAAGUGUCCCCUUCCUCUGGAUGGGGGAGGCCAAUAGUACACCUCCCUCCCACUUCGUCCCACCCCAGGAGGAAAUGAUUGGGUGGGAGGUGAGUUUCCUUGAUAGCAGGAAACAGGGUGGUUGGUUUUCUCUUCUGCACCCAAGGGGCACCAGGAGGAAUUUCAGACUCUCAAGCCAGCUUGUUGGAGGUAGAGAGGCAUAAUUCAGCCAAAUCUCCAACCAGAAUCACCCCAAGAAUCUCACCGAGACACCCAACCCCCUAACCUGAAACUGCUCCCUCAUCUCCCUGAAACUUUUUAUUUCUACCCUGCCCCCAUCCACACUGACCCCCAUUUCCCAAGUUCACAUCUUCUCUAUUUCCCAAAGACCUCAGCCCUCUCCCCCUCCCUCACUCUUGCAACUCCCCCGAUUUUCAGAGAGAGAAGACAGUGUGCCUCAAUACUCACCAUCUCCAUUCUUACAGCCCACCCCACCAGUUCCUCCCUUACUCUCCCAAGUGCCCUAGCUACUGCCUUUCUUGUCCUCUUCUCCUUAUUUUUCUAGGAUUUCAUAGCCCUCUCCCACUUCACUGUCCCCAGGCUCUCUGAGAAAAAGGGGAAGGAGAAGGGGGCAGGCGGAGGGAUCCAUCAUCCCACCACUACCUAUAUUUAUUUCUCUCACCUGUCUCAUUCACUACCCCUUCUCUGCUCCCCAACCCUCCCUCAUUUGCUUUCCUGCAGCCUUCUAAGCUCACUAUCUCCCAUUCCUUCAGCUGUCUGUGCUCUCCUUGAUCAUGCAUCCCUGAGUCCCCUGGAGGGGAUAGGGGGGGCCCCAAUGGCCUCCUGCCCUCCAGCCUCUGGAGGCCCCACCGCCCACCUGGGUCAGGGGGUGCGCCCCCGCCCCUCCGUUGCCCUCCUCACCCACUAUGGGCAAUACCACGCUGGAGGGCUGUCACGUGGACUCGAGGGUGGACCACCUGUUCCCGCCCUCUCUCUACAUCAUCGUCAUGGGCAUCGGGCUGCCCACCAACUGCCUGGCUCUGUGGGCUGCCUACCGCCAGGUCCGCCAGCACAACGAGCUAGGCGUCUACCUGAUGAACCUGAGCAUCGCCGACCUGCUGUACAUUGCCACGCUCCCUCUGUGGCUCGACUACUUUCUGCAUCACGAUAACUGGAUUCACGGGCGCGGCUCCUGCAAGCUCUUCGGUUUCGUCUUCUACACCAACAUCUACAUCAGCAUCGCCUUCCUGUGCUGCAUCUCUGUGGACCGCUACCUGGCCGUGGCCCACCCCCUGCGCUUCGCCCGCCUGCGGCGCGUCAAGACGGCCGUAGCCGUGAGCUCUGUGGUGUGGGCCACGGAGCUGGGCGCCAACUCAGCUCCGCUCUUCCACGACGAGCUCUUCCGGGACCGCUACAACCACACCUUUUGCUUCGAGAAGUUCCCCAUGGAGGGCUGGGUGGCCUGGAUGAAUCUCUACCGCAUCUUCAUCGGCUUCCUCUUCCCCUGGGCCCUCAUGCUCUUCUCGUACUGGGGCAUCCUGCGUGCGGUGCGUGGCAGCAUGUCCACAGAGCGCCAGGAGAAGGCCAAGAUCAAGCGGCUGGCAUUGAGCCUCAUCGCUAUCGUGCUGGUCUGCUUUGCGCCCUACCACGUGCUCCUGCUCUCACGCAGUGCCGUCUACCUGGGCCGCCCCUGGGACUGCGGCUUUGAGGAGAAGGUCUUCGCUGCCUACCACAGCUCACUGGCCUUCACCAGCCUCAACUGCGUGGCCGACCCCAUCCUCUACUGCUUCGUCAAUGAGGGUGCCCGCGGCGAUGUGGCCAAGGCCCUGCACAGCCUCCUGCGAUUCCUGGCCAGCAACAAGCCCCAGGAGAUGGCCAACGCCUCCCUGACCCUGGAGACCCCGCUGGCGUCCAAGAGGAACAGUGUGGGCCGCUGCAGCUGGGGAGGGGCCCUGGCCUCCAACUCCCACUCACGAGGGGAUGAUGUGCAGCUGAAAAUGCUGCCGCCCUCUCAGUGACCCUCCUCUGCCAGCCUCCCCCCUGGACCCCAGCCUCUGGUGGAGUCUGCCCGGCAUUAUCUCACCCCCUGUCUCUUACUCGCAAAUGAGAUGCAAAUGAAUCUUGUGUGGAUAUCCAUAAAGAGGGCAUGAGCUAA
Phascolarctos cinereus (koala) is the source of this 2711-nucleotide messenger RNA. It is a transcript of the gene GPR4, whose product is annotated as G protein-coupled receptor 4. Gene Ontology annotation, biological process: G protein-coupled receptor signaling pathway. Gene Ontology annotation, cellular component: membrane. NCBI's taxonomy places the organism in Eukaryota, Metazoa, Chordata, Mammalia, Diprotodontia, Phascolarctidae. Gene Ontology annotation, molecular function: G protein-coupled receptor activity. The record is from RefSeq and is a predicted model, not a curated record.